Messenger RNA from Sipha flava (yellow sugarcane aphid), 2869 nucleotides. It is a transcript of the gene dpa, whose product is annotated as DNA replication licensing factor MCM4. The record is from RefSeq and is a predicted model, not a curated record. The coding region runs from base 173 to 2830 and encodes 885 amino acids. Gene Ontology annotation, biological process: DNA strand elongation involved in DNA replication; DNA replication; double-strand break repair via break-induced replication. Gene Ontology annotation, cellular component: MCM complex; nucleus. Lineage: Eukaryota; Metazoa; Arthropoda; Insecta; Hemiptera; Aphididae. Gene Ontology annotation, molecular function: single-stranded DNA binding; single-stranded DNA helicase activity; ATP binding. The transcript is spliced from 2 exons.
UUUUUGUUAUGAAAUUAUUAUGUAGGAACUGUCUAAUUUUGAUACUUUAUGUAUGUUCUUAUUAAAUCACUUAUCCGUCAAUAUAAUUCUGUACUAAACUUAAUUUGUUUUGAUUUUAAAAGCACUGAGAGUUUACAUUUUUAAUUAAUUAUUAUAUUUAUCAAUAUCAGCAAUGUCUGGUCGUACUCCUCGAAGAAAUGGCAGUACCACUCCAAGAAGAGAUCAAACUCCUCAAAAUGGUUCAACUACACCAAGAGGAGGUCGUGCUUCUCGAAAUAGUGUCAGCACACCAAAUAAUAGCCAAACUCCAACCAGAAAUAAUGCCACUACUCCUAGAGAAGGAAUAAAUUCUUCCAGGAAUAUUAUGACACCAAGAACUAAUGGUCAAUCAACCGGGAAUAGAACGCCAGGUUCUGUUUCCAGUCGUCGAUCAGGUGGGAUUGUCUCGGAAGUUUCUUCACCUGCUCGUCGUUUUAUGACUAGUCCAUUACAAGGACUGCGUACCAGUGAAGUAGAUCUUAGUUCUCCUAUCAAUUAUGGUACUCCUCUAAGUUCGGUAGAUUCUCGAGCUACUGGUUUUACUGUGCGUAGUGGUAAUUCAGUUCAAAGAACUAAUUUAUCAGUUAACCGACGGCAUAGGCAAGUUGAUACUACUAAUUAUGAAAAUGGUGUACCUCGAACUGAUUUCGAAAAUCAAGAUGUAGCUCCAAAUUUAGUUAUAUGGGGUACAGAUGUUGUAGUUGAUAAGUGUCGUACCAAAUUUCAAAAUUUUAUUGAAACAUUUAGUUUAAAUGAAUCGGAAUUGCCACAUUAUAUGUCUAAAUUAAGUAAUGUUUUGGAAAUGGAAAUCCCGUAUAUAGAUGUUAAUUGUGGUCACUUGAAUCAAUUUGAUCCUGAACUUUAUCAACAAUUAAUAAGUUAUCCUCAAGAAGUUAUCCCAGUGUUUGAUACAGUUGUCAAUGAAGUGUUUUUCACUAAAUAUCCAGCAGCUGAUUUGACACAUGUUACUAAAGCUCUCCAAGUACGACCUUUUAAUGUACAAAAAACUAUGAAUAUGCGUAACCUAAAUCCUGAAGAUAUGGAUCAGCUUAUUACUGUUUCAGGAAUGGUAAUUAGAUGUAGUGACAUUAUACCUGAAAUGCGUGAUGCAUUUUUCAGGUGUAUUGUAUGUUCAUAUACAACUAUUGUAGAAAUUGAUCGCGGUAAUAUUGCUGAGCCCACGUUAUGCCCUCAUUGUAAUACUAAUCAUUGUUUUGAGCUUAUCCACAAUCGUUCUAAUUUUACUGAUAAACAAUUAACCAAACUCCAAGAAUCACCUGAUGAAAUGCCGGCUGGUCAGACGCCGCACACUGUAAAUUUAUAUUCUUAUAAUGAACUUAUUGAAACCGUACAAGCUGGUGACCGUGUAUCUAUAACAGGUAUUUAUCGAGCCGUCCCUAUGCAAGUGAAUCCAAGAAUGCGAAACUUCCGAAGCGUAUAUAGGACUCAUAUUGAUGUUUUACACUUUUUAAAAUGUAAUGAUAGUCGUAUAUCUUUUGCUGUAGAAGAGAAAAAUAAAUUAACUGAAGAAAGAAUUGAAAUAUUACAAAAUUUAUCAAAAACAGAAGAUAUUUAUGAUAGACUAUCAAAUACAUUAGCACCGUCUAUUUAUGAAAAUAAUGACAUUAAAAAGGGUAUAUUGAUGCAACUAUUUGGUGGUACACGAAAAACUUCUAAAACCAAAAAUCAUUUAAGGUCUGAAAUAAAUAUAUUAUUAUGUGGUGAUCCUGGUACAAGUAAAUCACAAUUCUUGUCUUAUGUUUAUGAUAUUGUACCUAGAAGUCAAUAUACUAGUGGCAAAGGUUCUUCAGCUGUUGGUAUGACAGCUUAUGUAACCAAAGAUCCAGAAACUAGACAACUUGUUUUACAGACUGGCGCAUUAGUUUUAGCUGACAAUGGAGUUUGUUGCAUUGAUGAAUUUGAUAAAAUGAGUGAUUCAGCUAGGAGUGUUUUGCAUGAAGUUAUGGAACAACAAACCUUAAGUAUUGCUAAAGCAGGUAUAAUUUGUCAACUUAAUGCUAGAACUUCUAUUUUAGCUGCUGCAAACCCAUGUGAAUCACAGUGGAAUAAAAACAAAACUAUAAUAGAAAAUAUAAAACUUCCACAUACAUUAUUAUCCAGGUUUGAUUUAAUAUUUUUAAUGUUGGAUCCACAAAAUGAACAGUAUGAUAGAAGAUUGGCAAAUCAUUUAGUAUCAUUGUAUUACAAAAGUGAAAGUUAUGAACAUGAUGAACAAAUGGAUACUACCUUACUGCAAGAUUAUAUUACUUAUGGACGUGAAACAUUUCAACCUAUUUUAAAUGAAGAAAGCAAACAGAAACUUAUUCAAUAUUAUGUUAACAUGAGAACUGUUGGUAGUGGUAGAGGACAAGUCUCUGCAUAUCCAAGACAAUUGGAAUCAUUAAUUAGAUUAUCUGAAGCGCAUGCUAAAAUGAGGUAUUCAAAUGUAGUUGAAUUGAAAGAUGUCGAUGAAGCUUGGAGAUUAUAUAGAGAAGCAUUAAAACAGAGUGCUACAGAUCCGCUAUCUGGAAAAAUAGAUGUAGGAAUAUUGACUACUGGCUUGAGUUCUGCUGCAAGGCAAAGGAGACAUGAUGUCGCAGAACAUUUAGCCAAGGUAAUGUCUAGCCAGCCAAAAUCUACUAUAUUCAACUACCAAACAUUAUUAAAAGAAACAAAAUCAGCUUUUCCACAAUUUCAAGUUACAAGAGAAAUGUUUGAUGAUGCUCUUAAAGAAGUUCAAGAUUUGGGUAAAAUCAUUAUCACAGGACGAACUACAAUUCGUAGUAUUUAAAACAUUUAAUGUCCUUUUUAUGCUUAAUUUAUAUUUAAC